UGUCACCCUGGAUACAGAUCAUGUCAGAUCAAAGCUGUCUUCUCAUCAGUUCGACGAUCUUUACUGCAAACCUCGUAGUUCGCAGAUCACGGGCGGUUCGUCGAGAAAACGGGUCGCUUUCGCAUCUCGGUCGAGCAACAGAUCAGCAGUUAUCUCGAUGCGCGAAUAUCCAGGGUCGGAUGGUUCGAUUGCUGCACGGGCGGCCCAGUGUUAGAUGCGCCAAGUAAGGCGCGCCGAAUGUAACGCCGCCGGUUAAUGCAGUCACAAUUUCCGCUAGCUGCAUGUCGUUUAUCAACACUCUCUCAUCGACCCCUGCAGAAUAUCGGCUGCACACGAAAAAUCAGGCGUCAAGUUUUAAAAUCCAUUUAGCUCAGUCGUGGUUGGGCAGAGCAAUGAUUUCGGCUCGCGCUGACUGGGCCCACUACCAGUCAGUGAACGGAGGAUGUUCCAGAAUCCAGUGUACGCCAGUGAACUUUGGUACUUCCCUUAGUUGAAAACGAAUUACUCCGGCCUACUGCACUUCCACAACUCCGGUCUGCAUUCUUGUGAACGGUCCUGCCACAAUGUUUGCCGCUCCGCCUCUUGAAAAGCCACUGUCUCUAGCCAUCAUUGGUGGUGGCAUUGCUGGUUUGACGCUUACAAUCGCUGUUCUCAAACAUGCUCCUCACAUUUCCAUUGCUCUGUAUGAGUCCGCAGCAGCUUUCGGUGAAAUCGGCGCUGGUGUUGGGUUCGAGCCAGUUAUGGUGCGCACAAUGGGCCGGAUCGAUUCACGUAUCGCUACGGCUUUCGAGAAAUGCAACAAAGGCAACACUGUAACAAAUCCACCCCGGUGGUUUGUUUUACGUGUUGGUGACAAGAGGAAAAUUAUCGAUGCGUCGCAAGAAGAGGUUGUUUUAAACAAGGGGCCGGGAAAACGCAAAGUGAAACUGGGGGAAGAAUUAUUUGUGAUGCCGGCACACAGCGGUCCAAGAGGCGGUGUUCAUCGAGCACAUUUUCUAGACGAGUUGGUCAAACUUGUGCCAGGCGGUAUCACGCAAUUCAAGAAGAGGCUUUUAAACGUUACGGAGGCGGAUGAUGGCUCCGGCGAUGCCGUGUUGCAUUUCGCCGAUGGAACCACCGCUCAACACACGGCAGUGCUGGGAUGCGACGGCAUCAAGUCGCGCACACGUGCGCUCGUUCUUGGAGAAUCUGACGCAACUUCUGCAGUAUUUUCAGGAAAAUAUGCAUAUCGAGGACUCAUUCCAAUGGAGAAGGCGGUCGAGAUCAUGGGAGACGAUCAGCCAAGAACAGCGCAAAUUUGUCGCGUUUUCGUCAAGACCGACUUGGACAGAUCCAAAGUGGGUGGUGCAAACUUCUCGAGUGGAAAUGCUUGAAGACUACAAGGACUGGAGUCCUGCAGUACGGAAUUUGAUAGCGAAUGUGCAGUCGCCUGACAUUUGGGCGCUCUUCAACCACCCGCCUGCGCCGACCUACUACAGCACCAAGCCACUUAUCUGUCUCGUGGGCGAUGCAGCGCAUGCGUCGACGCCUCAUCAAGGCGCUGGUGCGGGCAUGUGUGUCGAAGAUGUAUACGUACUCAGUAGUCUGCUCUCAAGCUGCAAGUCUAGCUCAGAUAUUGUGAAUGCAGUACAUGCAUAUGAUGCUGUAAGAAGACCUAGGAGUCAGAAGCUGGUUAAGACAAGCAGAGAAGCCGGCAUGCUAUGGGAAUUUGAAGGAGAUGGUAUUGGAGAUGACUUGGGAGCCUUGGAGCAAAAUGCUCUGAAGCGAAUGGACUGGAUCUGGAAUCACGAUAUCACGGAAGAUUUAGACAGGGCUAGGGAGAUUGUGCGUGGGCCAAUGUGAACUCGCCUCGGUUGUGACUCAUUCGUAUGGCGAUUGCUAGAGAAAAAGUAAAUGCUCAUACGCUAUAAGCACUAAAAAUA
Messenger RNA from Parastagonospora nodorum SN15, 1922 nucleotides. RefSeq lists its product as hypothetical. The transcript is spliced from 2 exons. The record is from RefSeq and is a predicted model, not a curated record. Bases 564 to 1373 code for a protein of 269 amino acids. NCBI's taxonomy places the organism in Eukaryota, Fungi, Ascomycota, Dothideomycetes, Pleosporales, Phaeosphaeriaceae. Gene Ontology annotation, biological process: secondary metabolite biosynthetic process.